UUCUAUAGCGGCGUCGCCGUUGGCCUCGGUGCGAUGCUAAUCAACGACACACUGCUGCUGGAGGCGGACACCAGUGGGAAUGGUACGAGUUUGCUCUUCGACAGCGACGACAACGGAAGUGACCUUAUCUUGAAUAGCAGCGUUGGUAAUGCGACCAGCGGCAAUGCGACCGCAAGCGAUGAGGAUUUUGGUGAAUUGCUGCGAAUGGCAACCACAUCGGUUGUGCUGGGCCUGGUGAUACUCAUCACAAUAAUUGGAAACGUUUUUGUAAUUGCUGCCAUCAUAUUGGAACGUAACUUGCAGAAUGUUGCCAAUUAUUUGGUUGCAUCGCUGGCUGUUGCUGAUCUAUUCGUUGCCUGUCUGGUGAUGCCACUGGGCGCCGUCUACGAGAUAAGCCAAGGCUGGAUACUUGGACCGGAGCUCUGCGACAUUUGGACAUCGUGCGAUGUGCUGUGCUGUACAGCUUCUAUAUUGCAUUUAGUUGCCAUAGCGGUCGAUAGAUAUUGGGCGGUGACUAACAUCGACUACAUUCACUCGCGUACAAGUAAGCGUGUCUUUCUUAUGAUAUUUUGUGUUUGGUCGGCGGCAGUUAUAGUGUCGUUAGCGCCACAAUUCGGCUGGAAGGAUCCCGAUUACUUGCAGCGUAUAGAACAACAAAAAUGCAUGGUUUCACAGGAUGUUGCAUAUCAGGUCUUUGCCACAUGUUGCACGUUUUACGUGCCGCUGCUCGUCAUAUUGGUACUUUAUUGGAAAAUCUAUCAAACGGCACGUAAACGCAUACACAGGCGACGGCCACGACCAGCCGAUGUGACUGGCAACAAUAAUCAGCCCGAUUUGUCAGCGCAGAAGAAACGCAAACGUCUCAGGUUACGUAUUGGUAAAUUUGCAACACCUCAUACCGGCGCCGCGGGCCAAACAACACUUGGCUUGGUCGAGGGCAACUCAACUAAUACAGUGAACACUGUAGAGGACACCGAAUUCAGUAGUAGUAACGUGGAUAGCAAAAGUCGGGCGGGCGUCGAAUCAACCACGAUGUUCAGCAAUAAUCCCGAAGAGAUUCCAACCACGUCGACCAGUCAAAUAUCGACUGUAUCCCACCUGGUAGCGUUAGCUAAUCAACAGCAUGCAGCAUGCAAAUCAUCCUCAACUGUACUAGAACAACAACAACAACAACAUAAAGACAGUAGCAAUACAAAUACAACGCAAACCGCUAUUGCCUCAGAUGCGGCAAUAACAACAACAAUAGAAUACAAUAAGUUGCCACCCACAGCAACCACCAAAGUAUGUAUAGUAGCUCCCAAUGACAGUAAUGGCAUUAACUCCACAUCACCUGCGAUAAAUGGUGGCACAACAGCGGUCGCCGUUGCCAAUGGCGCCGCUGAGGUGCUUGAAGAUCCUCAAUUACAACAACAGCUGCACCAAGUGCAGCAACAAGCCGACACAGCAACGUCAGUUGGAGGAAAGACAGUAGCGCCGCCAGCAGCUUGUGCCUCCAAUGCCACCACAAUCACUUCCAUAUCCGCAUUAUCGCCGCAAACACCAACAACCGGCAUCACCGCAGGCAGCGGUGGUGGUGAUGAACAACUGCAUCCACUGGCGCCCACAGCGACGUCAUUGGCUGCCGCAUCCGCCUGCCAGCAGCUAACGCCUACACCCAAGCUGAAAUAUCCACAACCAUUAUCCAGCAUAGCGAAUCCCGUACACAAAGUGACAAAACGCAAGGAGACGUUGGAAGCGAAACGUGAACGGAAAGCGGCCAAAACAUUGGCCAUCAUCACCGGUGCCUUUGUUAUCUGUUGGCUGCCAUUCUUCGUGAUGGCGCUGCUAUUGCCGUUGUGUGAGACGUGCGAGAUUAACGAUGGCAUUGCGUCGGUAUUUCUUUGGCUGGGUUAUUUUAAUUCAACGCUGAAUCCAGUGAUCUACACCAUAUUCAGUCCGGAAUUUCGACAGGCAUUCAAGAGAAUUCUAUUCGGUGGCCACCGUCCCCAGCACUAUCGCAGUGGGAAAAUUUAAGUACAUAAAUACCAGCCGAGAUAGCAACUGGAGAUGUAACAAAUAUGUAAAAAUCGUCGUGAAAACAGCAAAAAAGAAACAGCCACGCUCAACUUGGCAGCAAUCUUAUCUAAAGUCUUAAAGUUUUCAACAGUUUUCCCAGAUAUUCACAAUUACUUUCAACUUACUGCAUGGCAGAACUAUGAAGAAAAUAUAAAUGCAAAUGGCAAUGGUCUUUGUUGCACAAAAAUUUAUAA
Rhagoletis zephyria (snowberry fruit fly) is the source of this 2249-nucleotide messenger RNA. RefSeq names its product 5-hydroxytryptamine (serotonin) receptor 1A (gene 5-HT1A). NCBI's taxonomy places the organism in Eukaryota, Metazoa, Arthropoda, Insecta, Diptera, Tephritidae. Gene Ontology annotation, biological process: adenylate cyclase-activating adrenergic receptor signaling pathway; positive regulation of MAPK cascade. Gene Ontology annotation, cellular component: plasma membrane. The record is from RefSeq and is a predicted model, not a curated record. Gene Ontology annotation, molecular function: G protein-coupled receptor activity.